This is a messenger RNA of Microplitis mediator, 2272 nucleotides long. RefSeq lists its product as uncharacterized. Bases 306 to 1550 code for a protein of 414 amino acids. The record is from RefSeq and is a predicted model, not a curated record. Lineage: Eukaryota; Metazoa; Arthropoda; Insecta; Hymenoptera; Braconidae. The transcript is spliced from 2 exons. Gene Ontology annotation, molecular function: protein binding.
GUGUACAGUAUGGGUAGAAGAUGUAAUUACUGAGAUGUCUCGUGUAGGAUGCCAUUUUGGGGAUUUGAAUGUGGUCAGUAAAACUCUGAACAGUUCCUCGUGUCUCAUCGGUUGAAGAGCAUCUAUCUUAACACGUGUUUUUAAACUUAACUUUAAAUUGUAACUUUAUAAAUACAAUAUUUUUAACGACAAUUCAUCGCUACACAUCGCAGAAUUCAUCAGGUAUAAAAGGUUUAUUCCUUUAUCUUGAAAAGGAUAAUUACAAAACGUGUCACAAGUCCGCAUCACAAAUUUAAAAAUCGAGAAUGCAAGAGUUAAGAAAGAAACAGCUGUCAAGAAUAGAUGACAUCCAUUUUUUAAUCCAAGCUAUAAAAUUUCAAGACGAAGAUUAUAUAGAUAAUGUAACAAACGAAGAUAUCUGUGGAUCUAUUAAUACUCAUUACGGUAAUUACGGACCUCCUCUACAUCUAGCCGCGCGAGUCGGAAAUUAUAAAAUAUUUCAAAAGUUGAUAAAAAUCGGUGCUGAUAUACACCAACGAAAUUCAAUAACUCAAGAAACAGUGCUAGAUAGCGCCAUGGAAUCCUUCAAUUACGAUAUCGUCAAGUAUUUGAAAGAAAAUGGUGUAGAAAAAUCUGAUGGCAUUGAGGGAGAAACUGCAUUGCCGCAAUUUGCGGCCGAUGAAGGAACAAGAGAAGUUAUGAUGUUAUUAGUGACUAACAAAGCUGACAUUAAUGCUAAAUCUGAUGACGGAAUCAUUCUUUUUAUUAAUGCUGCUAAAGCUAAACAAUACGGUAUCAUGAAUGCUGUAUUAAUAAAGUAUAUACUUGAUCUUUUUUGCAUAUAUGAAGGAGAUGAUGACACUAAAACAAUUUUCCAUGCAGCUGCUGGUAUUAACAACUAUACAGCAUUGAUGAAUUGGCUAAUUAGGUUUUGUCGAAAGCAUAAUUUUCCAAGAAAUGACAAUUUUUUUUCGUACUUUAUAUUUCAAAUGGGGUAUCAUAACCACUACUCUCGUCUCCACAUGUUAGAAAAUGCUUGGCCAGAAUUGUUUCCAGAAGGUAUUGACGUUAAUGCUGCGGAUUCUAUUAAGAGGCACAUUGAAGAAUUGAUAGCAGCGGGUCUUUAUGUAUGUAAAGAAAAUAUUGAAGUUGUUAGUAAUACAAAAAGAUUGGAUGAUUAUUCAGCUGAAUGUCUUUCAGAAGUUGAAAAAAUGAAGAAAAAUGUGAUAGAAGGCAGUAAUAUCACAUUUAUAGAGAUUUUACAUAAAAAUGUACGAUACUUAGGACGUUAUUUGAAGAAUGUUGAUUUGAACAAAAUAUUUAUACGGGAACCUCAAUUUCCAGAGUACCCAAUAUAUGAAACUAAGAUCUUUUUUAAAUUGUGGAAAGCUCAGAUAAGAGUUAACUACGUAAAAUAUUCUGAAGAAGUUCUUUCUAAUAUUUUUUAUAAAUUACGACUUCCGGAUACUUUUGUCAGAGAAUUGUAUAUUUACUUGUCGAAUGAUGAUUUAAAAAAAAUUGUUCAACCCUCUAAAUGGACAAAAAAAUAGCUAAUCAGUCGCAUCCUAUAAAUCAAAAUAAAAUGAUCUCUGUAAUCUAUUUUCACAACGCUGUUUCCUUUUAAAUAAAUUAAAAAGAAAAUGUAAAAAAAAUUGGCAAGUUCAAAAGUGCGCGCCUCAAAUGCUCAUGUAAUAUAAAAGCUAACUUUUAAAACAAAAUAAAUUUUUUUUAAAUAUAAUAAAAGUAAAUUGACAGCUGAUUCUUUUUUUUUAAAUAGGGGGAACUAAUAAUACAUAAAGUAAAGUAUAUAAAACGAUUAAUAUUUAGCAUCCCAUAAUGAGUAAUUGCAAUUUUUAGGUAGAUUUUUUUAAAAAUCUAGGUAUUGUAUUUGUCCUCAUGGUCGAUUUUUCAAGGAAUUUUGUCACAACCUAUCAUAAUUAGUUGAGUAGAGUUCGAAAAUACCAUUCGUUGAAAAAUUUAUAUAUGUAUGUAUACAUAUAUAUAUGUAUAUAUAAUAGAACCAAGUUUUGAGAACACGAUUGCGCCUAGAAUCCUUAUCGGAUCCUUAUGAAAUUUUUCACACUUAUUCUAUGGGCGAUUAUCACGGUUAAGUUCGAAGAUGGUCUAAAUCGUUCGAUUAGUUUAGAAGAUAUGGCUGUUUCAAAUUUCCACGAUUUUUCAAAAAAAAAAAUUUUUAUCCACUUUCAAGUUCAUAUAACUUUAAAACUAAAACUCAUAGAUAAUUUCCGUAAAAAGUAUUUGAAAGCUUUAA